This is a messenger RNA of Harpia harpyja (harpy eagle), 1386 nucleotides long. RefSeq names its product choline phosphotransferase 1 (gene CHPT1). The transcript has 9 exons. NCBI's taxonomy places the organism in Eukaryota, Metazoa, Chordata, Aves, Accipitriformes, Accipitridae. Bases 79 to 1269 code for a protein of 396 amino acids. Gene Ontology annotation, cellular component: endoplasmic reticulum membrane; Golgi apparatus. Gene Ontology annotation, biological process: phosphatidylethanolamine biosynthetic process. Gene Ontology annotation, molecular function: diacylglycerol cholinephosphotransferase activity; ethanolaminephosphotransferase activity. The record is from RefSeq and is a predicted model, not a curated record.
GGCGGCGGCGGCGGCGGCGGCCUGGCUCCGGUGCCGUCCGGUGCGCGGCCGAGCGGCAGCGGCCCCCGCGGCGGCGGCAUGGCCGUGCCCUGGGCUCUGCCCACGCCCCUCAGCCCGGCGCAGCUGAAGCGCCUGGAGCAGCACCGCUACAGCGCGGCCGGGCGCUCGCUGCUGGAGCCCUGGCUGCAGCCCUACUGGGCCUGGCUGGUGGAGCAGGUCCCGCUGGGGCUGGCCCCCAACGCCAUCACCCUGGGCGGCCUCCUGCUGAACUGCCUGACGGCGCUGCCGCUCAUCGCCUGCUGCCCCAGCGCCACCGAGCAGGCACCUUUUUGGGCAUACAUCCUGGGUGCAUUAGGACUUUUUAUCUACCAGUCUCUGGAUGCCAUUGAUGGGAAGCAAGCCAGAAGAACAAACAGUAGUUCUCCUCUAGGAGAACUCUUUGAUCAUGGUUGCGACUCUAUUUCCACAGUUUUUGUUGUCCUUGGAUCCUGCAUAGCAAUCCGACUAGGAACAAAUCCUGACUGGUUGUUUUUCUGUUGUUUUGUGGGACUGUUCAUGUUCUAUUCUGCUCACUGGCAGACAUAUGUAUCAGGCAUACUAAGGUUUGGAAAAGUUGAUGUAACUGAAGUUCAGACAGCCAUAACAAUGCUGCUCUUGAUAUCUGCGUAUGGUGGCACAGCAAUAUGGGACUAUAAGGUCCCUUUGGUGGGCUUAGAACUGAAGUUCUUUGCAGUUUUUGGCAUACUGUGCGGAACAGCACUUUCUUUUUUCAAUUACUUCCGUGUCAUCUUUGGUGGAGGGGUUGGAAAGAAUGGAUCUACAAUAGCAGGAACAAGUGUUCUUUCACCAGGCCUGCACAUUGGACUACUUAUCACACUGGCCAUUAUGAUCUAUAAAAAGUCUACAACUCAGCUGUUUGAAAAACAUUCUUGCCUGUAUGUCUUGACAUUUGGAUUUGUGAAUGCUAAAAUCUCACAGAAGUUGGUGGUGGCUCACAUGACAAAAAGUGAAAUCUGUCUUCAGGACAGUGCAUUUAUUGGGCCAGGACUUCUGUUUUUGGACCAGUACUUCAACAGUUUCAUUGAUGAAUAUAUUGUUCUAUGGAUAGCAUUGUUCAUAUCCUUGUUUGAUAUGCUGAGAUAUGCCACUGGUGUAUGCCUACAGAUUGCUGCUCAUCUUCAUAUACAUGUCUUCAGAAUUUCAUCUCAUCAAGCUCCUGAACAGGUACAAGUUGUUUCUCCAUUGAGCCAUCAGAAUAACAUGGACUGAAGAGACUUGCGAACAGUUGCCAUCUCCUGCUGUUGCUGUUACAAGAAAAGGAGAUAAUACUGAACAAAUGCCAUAUUAAUAUGAUUCCUUUGAGUUAAUUAAAUGAAUGUCAAAUGA